This is a messenger RNA of Neocloeon triangulifer, 2647 nucleotides long. It is a transcript of the gene Rbbp5, whose product is annotated as retinoblastoma-binding protein 5 homolog. Lineage: Eukaryota; Metazoa; Arthropoda; Insecta; Ephemeroptera; Baetidae. Gene Ontology annotation, cellular component: Set1C/COMPASS complex. The transcript has 11 exons. Gene Ontology annotation, molecular function: protein binding. The coding region runs from base 89 to 1615 and encodes 508 amino acids. The record is from RefSeq and is a predicted model, not a curated record.
UGUUGAUGUUUGUGCUGCUCUCCAAAAAUCCGCACAAAAAUAAAAUUUUCACUUUUUCGGAAGUGUUGCGGUUCAAUAGCUCGCUAUUAUGAAUUUGGAACUUCUAGAAUCAUUUGGCCAAAAUUAUCCAGAGGAAUUCGAUGGAGCUCUUGACUGCAUUUCCCUAGCCGUGACGUGCUCUUUCAACAAGAGAGGGACUCUGCUCGCUGUCGGUUGCAACGACGGCCGCAUCGUUGUGUGGGACUUCCUUACUCGCGGAAUUGCGAAAAUUAUUAGCGCUCAUGUGCACCCGGUCUGUUCCCUAAGUUGGUCUCGAGAUGGGAAAAAGUUGCUGAGUGCCAGCACGGACAAUAAUGUGUGCAUUUGGGACGUCCUAAGUGGAGACUGUGAACAAAAGUUUAGCUUUCCGUCGCCAAUCUUAAAAGUUCAAUUCAAUCCUCGAUCGGACAACUGGUUUCUUGUGUGUCCCAUGAGGCAUCCUGCAGUACUCGUCAACAUUGAUGGUACUCAUAAAAUCGUUCCGAUGGACGAUGAGGCUGACUUGAACAUUGUCGCAUCAUUCGACCGAAGAGGGGAGUACAUUUUUACAGGAAACACAAAGGGGAGGGUGAUUGUCCUCAGUUGCCCUGAGCUUAAAAACAAAGCAUCUUUCAAAGUGACACAAGGAACUUCAAGCGCCACCGCAGUGAAGAGCAUCGAGUUUGCUCGCAGAGGAGAUUUUUUCUUGGUCAACACUGCCGAUCGAGUCAUCAGGGUGUAUGACAGCAAAGAAGUGAUGACUUGUGGAGACGAUGGAGAGCCUGAGCCGAUUCAGAAAUUGCAAGAUCUCGUUAAUAAAACAAUGUGGAAAAAAUGCUGUUUUUCCGGAGAUGGAGAAUAUAUUUGUGCUGGUUCUGCUCGACAACACGCUCUCUACAUGUGGGAUAAAAACAUUGGAAACCUGGUGAAAAUUCUGCACGGAACAAAAGGAGAGUUGCUUUUGGAUGUUGUGUGGCAUCCUGUUCGACCAAUCAUUGCAAGCAUUUCAAGUGGCGUCGUAUCUAUCUGGGCUCAAAAUCAAGUUGAAAAUUGGUCUGCUUUUGCUCCUGAUUUCAAGGAGUUGGACGAGAACGUUGAAUACGAGGAGCGAGAGUCGGAGUUUGACAUCAAUGACGAAGACAAAGAAGUGGAGUCGCAGAUUGAGAAGCUAGACGAGGAUUGUGAAAUUGACGUCACAGCUGUUGAUCCCAUCGCCGCUUUCUGCAGCUCUGAUGAGGAAGAUAUCAUCGACGAAGAAUCAUCGUUGCAGUUUUUGCCGAUCGCACCAGAAGUGGAAGAUCCGGAGGAAGGAUGGGGAGCACCCGGCUCCAUGCCUGUCCCAACUCAAUCCACAGAAUUAGGAAAGAGGCCAGCUGAUUCUGAGAGUAAAGAAAAUACGCAGCCCAAGAAACCAAAGUUCAACUCGUUUGACAUCAAACUUGAAAAUGCACCAGUGGAAGAAGUGCACCCAUUUUUGGCAAACAAAGUGAAGGACAAACAGUCUUCCAGCUUGUCGACCAAUUCAAACAAAAACAAAGCUGGCCGACCAAAAAUUUCCUCUCGAACAUCAACGGACGAGAAGAAACGGUACGAUUAACUGAGCGUGUGUAAAUCACAGACAUUGUAAAUUGUAAGUGCAAAUAUUUUGAUAAUUAGCUGCGUUGUUAGUUAAAAUCUCAUUAAAUGGGUAUCACAUAAUAUAGGAACUGAAUUAUUGCCUUAUUUAAUAUAAUCGUGGGAAUAAAUUGCAAAUGUGUGGACAUUUGUAAUCGGCUCCGAUCUCUCCAACACUGCCAAGUUGGUGGUGUUGUCUACUUGGAAAUCGUAAGCAGAUCUGCUCAAUGGCAACAUAGUAUCUGCGUCCACAGUAUUAGGCCACAGCAGAGUAGAUUUAAACUCAGCCUCUAUUUUGAUGUGCCCGAAUUCGGUGAGUUCCGAAUAAGAACUCGCUGUAAAAGGGUUCGAGCAACUGAGUUUGGUGUCAUCGGCGCAGGCAACAAGUGCACAAACUUGCAUUUCCGUUUCAUAUCUGCCCACCAAGUGGGUUCGAAUACCGUCAAACGCCAGCAGUUGGUAGUGGAAGUUGAAAACAUCUUUGUUCAAAAUUUCAAACGUCAGGUUGCAGCAGAGCAUGUUGUCGCAUGCUUGAAUGGUGCCUUUGAGCAUGUUUUUAGGCACAGGGACUGCAGUGUAGUCCUGCAAAUUAUCUUCAGUGAUGAGCAUGUAAUUCUCCACAGGCUUCUGAGCAAAUGGGUUGAUUCCAUUUCGUUCGAUAUUAUUUCGAUUAACUAUUUGGGUUUUAAGUUUUUGGGAAAUUUGGGUCGGAACUUCUGCCACAACUAAUUUGCUUGUGACAUUCUGUUCAAUCGUGGCAAACAGAUCUCCUGCAGUUUUUCCUAAGUAAAUUCCGCUGCCAGUGUGACCCGCUUCAGGCUCGUUGUAACCAGAGGCCAAAACGUUGACCUGGUUGCCAUAUGCAAAGGCUGCUUGUGCCUGCGGACCUGUAAAAUUUUUAAUUUUAAAUUAUUGCUAAUGCUAACUCUGGUUUCAUGUGAUUGAAAAAUCUUUUGAUAUGAUAUUUUAGAGAUGAUUGUCAUUACUUUAUUGUCAUAUUUAGCUCAGAUUAUUU